GACGUAGCCGCCUGCAUGAACAACGAGGGAGGGACUUCCAAAGAGAAUACAAUUUGGAUUCAACAAUUAUGGCGUCGACGAAGUCCGCAAAACGGGUUUUGCAGCAUAAAAGACAUAACAAGGACCGCGUCGAACUUCAUCCGUCGCUGCAAAACCCACAAAGACAGGUAUGCUAAUUUCACAGUUUAGCUAGCUGGUCCAACAUGAACGUUCGUAGACCGGUUUGGGACGAUUCAAAAUAACGACUUGCUUAAACCAGGUAAUGACUCGACUCGACCAUUUUUACCCGUCCAGUUCUGCCGGUUGGUCACGCUUUAUGGCGGAUCUGGAUCGAUUUGAGCUUUUUAACAAUAAAAACCAAAAUGGAGUCCCAACUGCUGAAUCGGACACCAUGUGUUUCCACUGCACACUUUAAGUGGCAUGGAACAGCACAGCACUCCCGAUUUGGAAGGCCGCGGGCAGACGUGCCAGCGGCGUACAUAUGAAGUGUGCGUUUCUCCACACACCCGACAAAAACAGGAAAUUGAUAAGCAACCACGUAGAGUGAACAGAAAAAGGGAAGGAGAGCACAAAGACGCGCAAUAUAUUCAUGGUUUGUUGCAAUGCCAGGGAACCUCCAGUGAUGAGCGCGACGUGACCUUCCUGCUGCAGCUCUACUAUGACAAGAUGCUUUAUCUCCAAUACAACAGCACCUCGGGAAGGUUUAGCGCCGACACAGAGAUAGGAAAGCAAAUUGUGAAAAUUCUCAACCUGGACCAUUAUUUGAACAAUGUCCAAAAAAAGAUGGAAGACUGCAAGAAGUGGAUGAAACAAACAUACGACAUCUUUGACCGGAAAGUCGAGCCGAAAGUCCGACUGCGGUUGGCCGAGGGCACGUCGGACGGCCGGCAUCCGGCCGCCCUCGUCUGCAGCGUGUACGACUUCUACCCGAAGGACAUCUCGGUGACGUGGCUGAGAAACGGCGUGAAGGUGACGUCUAACGUGACGUCCACUAAGUCGCUACCCAACGGCAACUGGCUCUACCAGAGGCACUCGCACUUGCAGCACACGCCGACGCCCGGGCACACCGUCAGCUGCAUGGUGGAGCACGGCAGCCUCCAGGAGCCCAGGAUUUACGACUGGGAGCCAAUGCCCGAGUCUGUGAGGAACAAGAUCAUAUUGGGAGCAAUGGGGCUGAUCGUUGGUCUCCUUUCUUUUUCUGCUGGGCUGAUUUACUACAGAAGGAAUGUGCCUGCAUGUGAGAGAGUCUCAACAAGUGGUGACAGCACGGGCGUGAGGUCAGGGGAGGCCGAGCCUCAACUGCACCAUGAAGAGUGAGGGGGGGAAAAAAAAAAGAAUAAUAACAAUGAAUACAAUUUGUUUCAAUUUGCUGCUUUGUGCUUGAUUAUGAUUUUCUAUUUGAAUCCAAUAACUUGCUGGAUUUGCGCGUUUCCUCGUUCGGGAUUGCCGACGUGAUCCCACCGUGUCGAGUUCUCAUUGGAUGUCUUCCUGAUUGGCUGAGGCUGAGGAUGAUUUGAACAGACUGCACUGUAUUGUCCUGAAUCGUGUUUGUUUUCUCUGUUAAUAUCAGCUAUCUUCUUCAUUUUCCAAUCUCGUUAGAUCUGCUAAGAUCUAAUUGAAUAGAACUCAAAUGCUGAGGCUUUAAUAUUUUGGGUUUUUUUCCCAACAAAGAACCAUAUUAAAUUGCAUUCUAAUAGUAUUUUAUUCAAAUACAAUUGAAAACAGAUGUUUGCACACACAAUAUAAAAAGACAUUUUUUUUAAUUCACUGUCUCACAUGAAAUCAGACCAAAAAUUUCAGGUUUCAGCUCAAUUUAGAUGAUCGAAAUUAUUUGCAUUUGCUAAAUGCCAGUAUAAUAAUGCGAGGAUUGUUUUUUGUUGUUGUUGUUUUUUUUUGGCAAUUUUUCAUUACAUUCUUCAAAGUCAGAAGUUUACAUACAAUGAGAUUACUAUGUCUUUAAACAAUGUGGGAAAACCAAGAUGAUGACAUCAUUUCUUUAAGCAGCUUCCGAUAGGUUCAUUGACAACGUCUGUGGAUGUAUUUGUACUAGACACAUCUGAAACAUACUGCUUCUUUGCGUAACAUCAUGGCAAAGUCCAAGGAAAUCAGCCAAAACAUCAGGAGGAGAAUUGUGCACUUGCACAAUUCGAGUUCAUCCUUGGGUGCAAUAUCCAGAUGUCUGACAUUCAGGCCAGGAAAGCGAUGAAAAAAGGAUUUCACCGCUGGAAGGCAGUCCAAACGUGACUUCAUGAUUGCGUGAUUGUGGAUGACGGACGGGCGGGCUUCUAGGACGUGACGAGGAUGCAGGCUGCACUUGUGGCGUUCGCCGCCUGCUGCGUGAGGGCGUUUUGUGCAGGUGAGCGAAUGAAGAUUCACUUGUCACAGGGCGCACAAGAAUAUGGCAGCACAAAGAAAUCUUUUUGUUGUUGUCACCAUGACGACCAUGAUGAAAGUACAAAAAUGUACAACGACAACCCUGCCCUUGAAUGUGGCCCACUAAGUGUUAACAUUAUGAAAAGUCCUGGAAUUUAAUUGAUUGUGUUGGAAGGAACCCUGGAAUGAAAAAAGUCCCGCCCCCACUGACGCUGGAACCGCAAACACAGGGACGUGAGAAGAUCCACACACAAUGCAUGUGUCCUUUCACCAUGCAACCCGAUCGAAAAGGUGGGAAAAGAAAAAGAAAAUAGAAAAAGAACUAUAAUAAUAAUAAAACAACAAUAACAACAAA
Molecule: messenger RNA, 2728 nt
Organism: Phyllopteryx taeniolatus (common seadragon)
Lineage: Eukaryota; Metazoa; Chordata; Actinopteri; Syngnathiformes; Syngnathidae
Product: H-2 class II histocompatibility antigen, I-E beta chain-like
Exons: 5
Coding region: 421-1317 (298 amino acids)
Biological process (GO): immune response; immunoglobulin production involved in immunoglobulin-mediated immune response; positive regulation of T cell activation
Cellular component (GO): MHC class II protein complex; membrane
Molecular function (GO): MHC class II protein complex binding
Source: RefSeq, a predicted model, not a curated record